AUUACAUGCAGAGUUUAAUUUUUGUGGUGAAACUAAAUUGACUGCAGACGACGUAACAAAAGUGAAAAUUGACCAACAGAUGAUAAAUAUUGCGCCAUUGACUGAAUUUAUUAACUUAAAGGAAUUGGAACUGCAUUUGAAUUACGAGCAUGCCUUCGCAGAUUUUGUAUCUUUUCACGGGUGCAUUAAGUUCACGAAUGUUACUGCUUUGGAAAUUUAUGGACCUUAUGGUUCUACUGUGACCCUAACACAUGCCGAUAAAUUUUUCCGAAAAUUUCCGAAUUUGGAGUCGUUAUUUGUAGAUGAAUGGGUUCUAACAAAUGAAGAUUUUUUGGCGAUUUGUCAAUUUAUGCCGAAAUUAAAAUAUUUAUUUAUUGAAAGCUCUGAGAUAUCCGUCGAAACUCUUUUUGAUCUCCAUAAUUUUUCGCUAAAAGACCUAAAAUCACUUGAGUCACUUUCGAUCAAAACUAAAUUUGAAAAUCUGUACUUUUUUCAACCUUCAUGGCCAUCUUUACCUAAUUUAAAAAGCGUUAACCUGCAAGGAGAAGGAUUUCGCUGCCUUACACAAUGUUUUUUCACACAAAUAGUAGAAAGAUCUCCACGAAUAGAAAACUUGGAAAUUUUUUAUGCGUACGACUCGGAGGAGUAUAAUCACUCAAAGUUUUUGCCGAUACUUUCUCGUUUAAACUUAAAGGAUCUAAUUCUUCCUGGGGAAGGUGGAAGUGCUACAUCGACUCAAAACACGAAAUUGGUUGAUUCUGUAAUCAAGCAUUGCAAAAAUCUGACGUUUUUCGGAAUUCACGAUGUUAACGGGUUUUCUCUGGCACAAGAGAUUCAAUUGUUCAAGAAUUUACCAAAACUUAAAAUAAUUAAUUCUGAUUCAAUGGAUGAUAAUCGUUACUAUUGUAGAUAUAUGGAACGCAAAGACUUUGUAGAUUUGAAGGAAUAUUUGGCUAAAUAUCUUUAUAAAUACAAAGACAUGACUGGAACGAUUGCUUACUUGUACAACCAUCAGAUUCCUCUUCCAGAGCGCAUUCAAAUUGAGAAGGAUUUUGAUACCAAAUACGACGAAGAUGACUUGAAAAUAUGGUAUACUGUUUUACGUGGUUACCUUAAUAUGAACGAUUUGGAUUUUUGUCGUACUUUGAAAUUUCAUGUGCACUAAAUCUUUUUUGUUUCUUUUCGCAUAUU
Molecule: messenger RNA, 1191 nt
Organism: Culicoides brevitarsis
Lineage: Eukaryota; Metazoa; Arthropoda; Insecta; Diptera; Ceratopogonidae
Exons: 4
Coding region: 80-1165 (361 amino acids)
Source: RefSeq, a predicted model, not a curated record